Python bivittatus (Burmese python) is the source of this 1480-nucleotide messenger RNA. The record is from RefSeq and is a predicted model, not a curated record. NCBI's taxonomy places the organism in Eukaryota, Metazoa, Chordata, Lepidosauria, Squamata, Pythonidae.
CUGCAGGGCCUCCUCCUCCUCCUCUUCGCGAAGCAGGCGCACCUGCCCUUCAUCCGGGGCGUUCGGAGCCAGUUUACCCGCACCGGCCUGCACGGCUACUGGGGUAACAAGGGAGGGGUUUCUAUUCGCCUCUCUCUCUACGGACACUCCGUCUGUUUCCUGAACUGCCACUUGCCAGCCCACCAGGAGAAUGCCAAGCAGCGCCUGGAUGACUUUGAACACAUCCUGGAAAUGCAGCACUUUGAAGAGAAGACGUUCCCCUCUGCCCUGGACCACCAGCUUCUCUUCUGGUUUGGCGAUUUAAACUUCCGAAUUGAAGACUAUGGGCUGCACUUUAUCCGAGAAUCGAUAAGCAACAGUCGUUUCAACCUCCUGUGGGAGAAGGACCAGCUAAACAUGGCCAAGAAGAAGAUAUUCUUUCUCCAGGAGUUCUUGGAGGGCCCUUUGGAGUUCAAACCCACCUACAAGUUUGACCUGCACUCGGAUGAGUAUGACACCAGCGAGAAAAAACGGAAGCCUGCCUGGACCGAUCGGAUCCUCUGGAGAGUCAAGAGUCCUCCGUCCCCCCCGCCCCAGGGGGCUCCUGGAGAGGGGGGUCUGUCCGUGUCCCUGCGCAGCUACACCAGCCACAUGGAUUACGACAUCAGCGACCACAAGCCAGUCACCGGGACUUUUGAACUGAAGGUCCAGCCCCUGUGGGCUGACCCCCUGGUCCUGCUCUGUCCGGUGGGCACAUGGAGCGCCGAGCAGGACGCCACGGUCAGCUACGUCACCGCUCCAGAAUUCGUCAGCAGCGCCUGGGACUGGAUUGGUCUCUACAAGGUGACCUUUCAGCAUGCAAACGACUACGUGAUGUACGUUUGGGUACAAGACAAUGAAAUUUCCUCCAGGGAAGGCGUGAAGCAGGUUUAUCUUGGGGCUGAGGGGCUCCCCAGAGCGGGAGGAGAGUUUCUCCUGGGGUACUACAGUAACGCGCUACGGUCCAUCGUCGGCAUUAGCCAGCCGGUCCAGGUUCGGCCAAGCCAGAGGCCUGUCGAACAGCACGUGGGCUGGGGUGGACCCAGCAGCACAGAACGCCUUCGUUGUGAGAGGCCGCCGUGCGACUUCUGACGUUCCCUCUGUGCUUCUGCGCACGCUGUGCGGCACUCUGCCCUUGGGCCCCGGAGCGGGCCUCUCGCCUGAGAAAAGAGGGACUCGGCUCGCCGCUGCUCUGGAGUAGCUUGCAGGGGGGCAGCCGAGGCCGGGUCUGCCUUCAGCGCAGAAGAGCCGGUUCCCGCAUAGGACCACUAGUUUCCUUCUGCCCGAGGCGACAGCAGCUGUCCCAUUUCCUCUGUGGCCUCUUAGGAUCCGCACGCUUCAUCACAACCUUGAGGAGUCACUGGCGCUUACUUGAAAACUGGGAUUCCGGGAAUCAGCUCUCAAUUUUUAUGAAGUGUAAAUCUUCCUUUAGAACUGAAAUACAUUUUAUCAUAGCUGAAAA